GGCUGGCGGCCGCGGGAGCUUUACACUCGCGAGCGGACCGCCACACGGGUCUGGUGCCCGCCGCGCUUCCGCCCCAGCGCUCCUGAGGCGGCCGUACAAUCCUCGGCAGUGUCCUGAGACUGUAUGGUCAGCUCAGCCCGGCCUCCGACUCCUUCCGACUCCCAGCAUUCGAGCCACUUUUUUUUUUUUUCCUUGAAAACUCAGAAAAGUGACUCCUUUUCCAGGGAAAAAGGAACUUGGGUUCCCUUCUCACCGUCCUCUUUUCGGGUCUGACAGCCUCCACCCACUCCUUUCCCCGACCCCGCCUCCGCGCGCAGGUUCCUCCCCGUCACCUUUCUCCACCCCCGCCCCCGCACCUAUCCCGCCGCGCGCCACCUUCCACCUGACUGCGCGGGGCGCCCGGGACCUGCGCGCACCUCGGACCUUCACCACCCGCCCGGGCCGCGGGGAGCGGACGAGGGCCACAGCCCCCCACCCGCCAGGGAGCCCAGGUGCUCGGCGUCUGGAUGUCUCAAAGGGCCACAGCGACAAUGACAGCUGACAAGGAGAAGAAAAGGAGUAGCUCGGAGAGGAGGAAGGAGAAGUCCCGGGAUGCUGCACGGUGCCGGCGGAGCAAGGAGACGGAGGUGUUCUAUGAGCUGGCCCAUGAGCUGCCUCUGCCCCACAGCGUGAGCUCCCAUCUGGACAAGGCCUCCAUCAUGCGACUGGCAAUCAGCUUCCUGCGAACACACAAGCUCCUGUCCUCAGUUUGCUCUGAAAACGAGUCUGAAGCCGAAGCUGACCAGCAGAUGGACAACUUGUACCUGAAAGCCUUGGAGGGUUUCAUUGCCGUGGUGACCCAAGAUGGCGACAUGAUCUUUCUGUCAGAAAACAUCAGCAAGUUCAUGGGACUUACACAGGUGGAGCUAACAGGACAUAGUAUCUUUGACUUCACUCAUCCCUGCGACCAUGAGGAGAUUCGUGAGAACCUGAGUCUCAAAAAUGGUUCUGGUUUUGGGAAAAAAAGCAAAGACAUGUCCACAGAGCGAGACUUCUUCAUGAGGAUGAAGUGCACGGUCACCAACAGAGGCCGUACUGUCAACCUCAAGUCAGCCACCUGGAAGGUCUUGCACUGCACGGGCCAGGUGAAAGUCUACAACAACUGCCCUCCUCACAAUAGUCUGUGUGGCUACAAGGAGCCCCUGCUGUCCUGCCUCAUCAUCAUGUGUGAACCAAUCCAGCACCCAUCCCACAUGGACAUCCCCCUGGACAGCAAGACCUUCCUGAGCCGCCACAGCAUGGACAUGAAGUUCACCUACUGUGAUGACAGAAUCACAGAACUGAUUGGUUACCACCCUGAGGAGCUGCUUGGCCGCUCAGCCUAUGAAUUCUACCAUGCGCUAGACUCCGAGAACAUGACCAAGAGUCACCAGAACUUGUGCACCAAGGGUCAGGUAAUAAGUGGCCAGUACCGGAUGCUCGCAAAGCAUGGGGGCUAUGUGUGGCUGGAGACCCAGGGGACAGUCAUCUACAACCCUCGCAACCUGCAGCCCCAGUGCAUCAUGUGUGUCAACUACGUCCUGAGUGAGAUUGAGAAGAAUGAUGUGGUGUUCUCCAUGGACCAGACUGAAUCCCUGUUCAAGCCCCACCUGAUGGCCAUGAACAGCAUCUUUGAUAGCAGUGGCAAGGGGGCUGUGUCUGAGAAGAGUAACUUCCUAUUCACCAAGCUAAAGGAGGAGCCCGAGGAGCUGGCCCAGCUGGCCCCCACCCCAGGAGACGCCAUCAUCUCUCUGGAUUUCGGGAAUCAGAACUUCGAGGAGUCCUCAGCCUAUGGCAAGGCCAUCCUGCCCCCGAGCCAGCCAUGGGCCACAGAGUUGAGGAGCCACAGCACCCAGAGUGAGGCUGGGAGCCUGCCUGCCUUCACCGUGCCCCAGGCAGCCGCCCCGGGCAGCACCACCCCCAGUGCCACCAGCAGCAGCAGCUGCUCCACGCCCAAUAGCCCUGAAGACUAUUACACAUCUUUGGAUAACGACCUGAAGAUUGAAGUGAUUGAGAAGCUCUUCGCCAUGGACACAGAGGCCAAGGACCAAUGCAGUACCCAGACGGAUUUCAAUGAGCUGGACUUGGAGACACUGGCACCCUAUAUCCCCAUGGACGGGGAAGACUUCCAGCUAAGCCCCAUCUGCCCCGAGGAGCGGCUCUUGGCGGAGAACCCACAGUCCACCCCCCAGCACUGCUUCAGUGCCAUGACAAACAUCUUCCAGCCACUGGCCCCUGUAGCCCCUCAUAGUCCCUUCCUCCUGGACAAGUUUCAGCAGCAGCUGGAGAGCAAGAAGACAGAGCCCGAGCACCGGCCCAUGUCCUCCAUCUUCUUUGAUGCCGGAAGCAAAGCAUCCCUGCCGCCGUGCUGUGGCCAGGCCAGCACCCCUCUCUCUUCCAUGGGGGGCAGAUCCAAUACCCAGUGGCCCCCAGAUCCACCAUUACAUUUUGGGCCCACAAAGUGGGCCGUCGGGGAUCAGCGCACAGAGUUCUUGGGAGCAGCGCCGUUGGGGCCCCCUGUCUCCCCACCCCAUGUCUCCACAUUCAAGACAAGGUCUGCAAAGGGUUUUGGGGCUCGAGGCCCAGAUGUGCUGAGUCCGGCCAUGGUAGCCCUCUCCAACAAGCUGAAGCUGAAGCGACAGCUGGAGUAUGAAGAGCAAGCCUUCCAGGACCUGAGCGGGGGGGACCCACCUGGUGGAAGCACCUCACAUUUGAUGUGGAAACGGAUGAAGAACCUCAGGGGUGGGAGCUGCCCUUUGAUGCCGGACAAGCCACUGAGCGCAAAUGUCCCCAAUGAUAAGUUCACCCAAAACCCCAUGAGCAGCCUGGGCCAUCCCCUGAGACAUCUGCCGCUGCCACAGCCUCCAUCUGCCAUCAGUCCCGGGGAGAACAGCAAGAGCAGGUUCCCCCAACAGUGCUAUGCCACCCAGUACCAGGACUACAGCCUGUCGUCAGCCCACAAGGUGUCAGGCAUGGCAAGCCGGCUGCUUGGGCCCUCAUUUGAGUCCUACCUGCUGCCCGAACUGACCAGAUAUGACUGUGAGGUGAACGUGCCCGUGCUGGGAAGCUCCACGCUCCUGCAAGGAGGGGACCUCCUCAGAGCCCUGGACCAGGCCACCUGAGCCAGGCCUUCCACCUGGGCAGCACCUCUGCCGACGCCGUCCCACCAGCUUCACUCUCUCCGUCUGUUUUUGCAACUAGGUAUUUCUAACGCCAGCACACUAUUUACAAGAUGGACUUACCUGGCAGACUUGCCCAGGUCACCAAGCAGUGGCCUUUUUCUGAGAUGCUCACUUUAUUAUCCCUAUUUUUAAAGUACACAAUUGUUUUACCUGUUCUGAAAUGUUCUUAAAUUUUGUAGGAUUUUUUUUCCUCCCCACCUUCAAUUACUUCUAAUUUAUAUUAUCCAUAGGUUUCUCUCCCUCCCUCUCCUCCUCACACACAACUGUCCAUACUAACAAGUUUGGUGCAUGUCUGUUCUUCUGUAGGGAGAGCUUUAGCUUCAUUUUACUAAAAAGAUUCCUCGUUAUUGUUGUUGCCAAAGAGAAACAAAAAUGAUUUUGCUUUCCAAGCUUGGUUUGUGGCGUCUCCCUCGCAGAACCCUUCUCCUUUCUUUUUUAAAACUAAUCACCAUAUUGUAAAUUUCAGGGUUUUUUUGGUUUAAGCUGACUCUUUGCUCUAAUUUUGGAAAAAAAGAAAUGUGAAAGGUCAACUCCAACGUAUGUGGUUAUCUGUGAAAGUUGCACAGCGUGGCUUUUCCUAAACUGGUGUUUUUCCCCUGCAUUUGGUGGAUUUUUUAUUAUUAUUCAAAAACAUAACUGAGUUUUUUUAAAAGAGAAAAUUUAUAUCUGGGUUAAGUGUUUAUCAUAUAUAUGGGUACUUUGUAAUAUCUAAAAACUUAGAAACGAAAAUGGAAUCCUGCUCACAAAAUCACUUUAAGAUCUUUUCGAAGCUGUUAAUUUUUCUUGGUGUUGUGGACACUGCAGACUUGUCCAGUGCUCCCACGGCCUGUACGGACACUGUGGAAGGCCUCCCUCUGUCGGCUUUUUGCCAUCUGUGAUAUGCCAUAGGUGUGACAAUCCGAGCAGUGGAGUCACUCAGCGGGAGCACUGCGCGCUAUCCCCUCACGUUCUCUAUGUACUAUGUAUGUAUGUAUUAUUAUUAUUGCUGCCAAGAGGGUCUGAUGGCACGUUGUGGGGUCAGGGAGUGGGGCGGGGAAGUGCUCUAACUUUUCUUAAGGUUUUGUUGCUAGCCCUUCAAGUGCACUGAGCUAUGUGACUCGGAUGGUCUUUCACACGGCACAUUUGGACAUUUCCAGAACUACCAUGAGAUGGUUUAGAUGGGAAUUCAUGCAAAUGAGGGGUCAGCAAUGGUAUAGUGACCCCGUCCACGUCCUCCAAGCUCACGACCUUGGAGCCCCGUGGAGCUGGACUGAGGAGGAGGCUGCACAGCAGGAGAGCAGCUGGUGCAGACCAGCCCUGCAGCCCCCCUCAGCCGGCAGCCAGAUGGCCCCGCAAGGCCUCCAGGGAUGGCCCCUAGCCACAGGCCCUGGCUGAGGUCUCUGGGUCGGGCAGUGACAUGUAGGUAGGAAGCACUGAAAAUAGUGUUCCCAGAGCACUUUGCGUCUCACUGGGUAAGAGGGACGACACCUCUGGUUUUUCAAUACCAAUUACAUGGAACUUUUCUGUAAUGGGUACAAUGAAGAAGUUUCUAAAAACACACACAAAGCACAUUGGGCCAACUAUUUAGUAAGCCCGGAUAGACUUAUUGCCAAAAACAAAAAGUAGCUUUCAAAAGAAAUUUAAGUUAUAUGAGAAAUUCCUUAGUCAUGGUGUUGCGUAAAUCACAUUUUAGCUGCACAGCAUUACCCCACACAGGGUGGCAGAACUUGAAGGGUUACUGACAUGUAAAUGCUGGUAUUUGAUUUCCUGUGUGUGUUGCCCUGGCAUUAAGGGCAUUUUACCCUUGCGGUUUUACUAAAACACUGAAAAAUAUUCCAAGCUUCAUAUUAACCCUACCUGUCAACGUAAUGAUUUCAUGAACGUUAUUAUAUUGUCGAAUUCCUACUGACAACAUUAUAACUGUAUGGGAGCUUAACUUUAUAAGGAAAUGUAUUUUGACACUGGUAUCUUAUUAAAGUAUUCUGAUCCUAC
Messenger RNA from Nomascus leucogenys (northern white-cheeked gibbon), 5171 nucleotides. RefSeq names its product endothelial PAS domain protein 1 (gene EPAS1). Gene Ontology annotation, molecular function: RNA polymerase II transcription regulatory region sequence-specific DNA binding; DNA-binding transcription factor activity, RNA polymerase II-specific; protein dimerization activity. The record is from RefSeq and is a predicted model, not a curated record. Lineage: Eukaryota; Metazoa; Chordata; Mammalia; Primates; Hylobatidae. Gene Ontology annotation, biological process: cellular response to hypoxia; regulation of transcription by RNA polymerase II. Gene Ontology annotation, cellular component: cytoplasm; nucleus; transcription regulator complex.